CGCCCAUCAGUGCGUUCCUAUUGGCUGGCCAGGCUUGGCGCCAAAGCGCGGAGGGGAGGUGAGGAUCAGGAGCUGUGGGACCGGGAAAGAUAGGAGCCGAGAGCGGCGGCAGAGAGCCCGGGGACCGUUUGUCGUGAGAGUGGGCGGCUCACAAGGCCGCGGGACCGGGGCGCGUCUGCCAUGUUCUGCGAAAAGGCCAUGGAGCUGGUCCGCGAGCUGCAUCGCACACCCGAAGGGCAGCUGCCCGCCUUCAACGAGGAUGGACUCAGGCAAGUUCUGGAGGAGAUGAAAACUUUAUAUGAACAAAACCAGUCUGAUGUGAAUGAAGCGAAGUCAGGUGGACGAGGUGCUUUGAUAUCAACCAUCAAAUUGCGACACUGUUGUUUGUUGAGAAAUCGCCGCUGCGCUGCCGCGUACCUGUAUGACCGAUUGCUUCGCAUUAGAGCACUCAGGUGGGAAUGUGGCAGUGUCUUGCCAAAUGCUUUACGAUUUCACAUGUCUGCUGAAGAAAUGGAGUGGUUCAAUCAUUAUAAAAAAUCCCUUGCUACUUACAUGAGGUCACUGGGAGGAGACGAAGGUUUGGACAUUACACAGGAUAUGAAACCUCCGAAAAGCCUAUAUAUAGAAGUGCGGUGUCUAAAAGACUAUGGAGAAUUUGAAGUUGAUGAUGGUACUUCAGUCCUAUUAAAAAAAAAUAGCCAGCACUUUUUACCCAGGUGGAAAUGUGAGCAGCUGAUCAGACAAGGUGUUCUGGAGCAUGUCCUGUCCUGACUUCACCCUGGGGCGCUGCCAGGCUUCCCUGGGGUGCAAGGUGGAACCCAGCCAUGGAAACGUCUACACGUGCCUCUCCACCCUCCUCUGUCCCCACCCCUCUUUGGCUAUAAAAGUUGCGUCCUUUAAGAUAGUCAGGAGUACUUGGCUGAGGAGUGGGGUUUGUUUUUCUGUUGUACAGGAUUCCUCCUCCUCUUUGUAAUAAGCUGUACCUAUAAU
Messenger RNA from Ceratotherium simum simum (southern white rhinoceros), 990 nucleotides. It is a transcript of the gene GINS1, whose product is annotated as GINS complex subunit 1. Gene Ontology annotation, cellular component: GINS complex. The record is from RefSeq and is a predicted model, not a curated record. Gene Ontology annotation, biological process: DNA strand elongation involved in mitotic DNA replication; DNA replication. NCBI's taxonomy places the organism in Eukaryota, Metazoa, Chordata, Mammalia, Perissodactyla, Rhinocerotidae.